CGAUCAGCGGUGUUCGAAAGUCACGCCCGGUCGUAUCGACGACGCACGACUCGCGUCGUUCAGCCGAUACGUCGCCGUUCGCGGACCAGGCGCCCGAGCUCACGCGCCCGAAUUCCACCGGGGAUUUUAUCGGGAGAUCGAUUGCCCGAUUCGGCCGAGUCGACGGGUAGCAGACGACGCGAUGAGGAACGCCGCGAUCGGACCGCAGGCGGACUCCAGGAAGUCCAACGCCCCCGCCUUCGGCUUCGGCGCCGCCGACAGGAACGCCUCCGCCAAGGUUUACGUCAGCAAGGAGCACAGCAAGGUGGACUUCGGCAAGCUCGGCCCAGGCGCGGUGUACGAAACGAAAUCGUCCUUCGGCAAGCAGGUGGACGCCAAGAAGCGCUCGCCCGCGAGCGUCGGAUUCGGGUCCGCGGACAGGUUCCUGCAGCCCUCCGCGUCACGGGCCAAGCGUAACCCGCAGGUCCCCGGCCCGGGUUCCUACCCCUUACCCAAAGCCGUCGGCAAGCAGACGCAGAGCAAGGCGAUAACGGAGGGGUCCUUCGGGUUCGGCACCAGCACCCGCGACCACGCCGAGAAGGUGUUCAUCGGCAAGGAGCAAGCAAAGGUGUUCUUCGGGAUGGAAUCCCCGGGUCCCGCCGCGUACAAGGUGUCAUCCGGCGUGGGCAAGCAGCCGGAGAGCAGGAACACCACCGAACCCGGGUUCACCAUCCCGCGGGGCGGCCGCGGGAAAGACGUCGACAUGGAGCGAGCCCGGAAACUUCCGGGCGCGGGGCAGUACAGGACCGUGGCGAGCGUGGGGGCCCAGCCGCGGUCGGAGAACAGGACCGCGCCCAAGUACGGCUUCGGCACCGGCAGCCGGGACGGCGCCAACAAGGUGUUCCUGGGGAAGGAGCAGGCGAAGGUUUUUCUCGGGAUGGAAUCACCCGGGCCGGCGAGCUUAGGGCCGAAGGCGUUCGGCGGGACCGGGAAGCAGCUGUUGAGCACCAGGGCGUCGGCGCCCAAGGCGACCUUCGGGACCGGGGUGAGGGGAUCGUACGACGUCAACGCCAACCCGGGUCCCGGGGCGUACGCGUGA
Molecule: messenger RNA, 1078 nt
Organism: Micromonas commoda
Lineage: Eukaryota; Viridiplantae; Chlorophyta; Mamiellophyceae; Mamiellales; Mamiellaceae
Exons: 1
Coding region: 182-1078 (298 amino acids)
Source: RefSeq, a predicted model, not a curated record